CGAAGAGAGGAGCAGCGAUGGGUUUAACAGCAGCAGCCGGUGGAUUUGUCGUCUUCCUUCUCUCUGUGCCAGUGGGGCAGGGUCAGAAUGGAUGGGGAGUGACUUACUCCUCUGAGGACAUCUGUGCCUCCAGAGGAUCAACAGUGAACAUAAGCUGCACCUUCAAACACCGAUCCUCUGUAACCAUAAUAAAAACAUGCUGGCACACUAAAGAACAUUUUGAUGUGAUAUGCAACUCAGACUACUAUCGUGAGGCGUAUAUCUGUAACGACAAAAACUGCACUCUGAGAAUCGUAGACCUGAAGGACAGCGACGCAACGACGUACAAGUUCAGGCUCAUUGGAGAACAGACGAUGGACAGAUGGACUGGUGAACCUGGAGUGACACUGACUGUCACAGCUCUGCAGAUGCAUGUGACCAGAGUGAAGGUCAACAUCUCUCACACCGAGGCAGAGCUGAGUUGUAACAGCACAUGCAGUCCUCCUUCCUACGUCUGGUUCAAGAACGGACUGAAAGUUCCAGAGGAAGCUGCUUUUUACACGGGCCAUUUGGAACCUGGAGACGGCAUCUCCUGUGCUCUGAAAGGACACGAGGAUCACCGCGUACCUUCGCUGUAUGCUCCAAAGUUUCCCUCUGUGUCAGUGAGUCCCUCUGCUGAGAUAGUGGAGGGCAGUUCAGUGACUCUGACCUGUAGCAGUGAUGCUAACCCAGCAGCUAAAUACACCUGGUACAAGGAAAACCAAACACUGCUUCAGGGUCCAGUUGGUGUUUAUCGUUUCACCUCCAUCAGCUCUGAGGACAGAGGGAUCUACUACUGCAAGUCUGAGAAUAAACAUGGAUGGAUCAACUCUUCAGAUCAAUUCAUAGAUGUCCAGUAUGCUCCAAAGCUUCCCUCUGUGUCAGUGAGUCCCUCUGCUGAGAUAGUGGAGGGCAGUUCAGUGACUCUGACCUGUAGCAGUGAUGCUAACCCAGCAGCUAAAUACGCCUGGUACAAGAAGGAUGAAGACUCACCAAAAGCAUCAGGACAGAUCUUCAUCAUCACUGACUUCAGAGCUGAACACAGUGGGAGUUAUUACUGUGAAGCCCAGAACAACAGGGGACGUCAUAGAUCCACCUUACACCUGGCUGUUUUAUCCGAAGGAUGGAUAUUAAUAGCUGCUGGAACAGUCUCUGCUUUUAUAAUUCUUUUCAUCCUCGUCUCUGUCUCACUGUGGAUCAGGAACACGAGGGCCCCCAAGGAACCACCUGAGCCUGUAAAGAAGCCAGACGACAGCACACAGAAACAACCAGCAGAGAAGAAGGAUGGCCUUCACUAUGCCAGCAUCAACUUCUCUAAGAAACGAGCAGAUCCUCUCCACUCCAAUAUCACACCAUCUCUGGCCCCGAGACACAAAAAGGAAGAGAACGUGGACACCGUUGAGUACGCUACUGUCAAAUUUAACAGUGGCAAUACACUCCCAGGAAACAGCCAGGAAACUGGAGAGGAUCCAGAUGCAUUGUACAGCACAGUCAACAAAACCUCUAAUAAACAUGAAGACCAGAAUCUCUAAUCUCCUCUUCAUACACGGUCUUUUUUUUUUUAAACUCUCAUUUGGGCUUCCUCCUCCUCUUUCCGAGCGUCCUCGCUGACUCUCUGACAGCAGCUAUUUCUGCAAUGCGACCGUGAAGGCACAAUCAAAGCCAGCGGUGUCACCAUCGGGAACUGAAGCCGGGGUCUGCAGAUCAACAUUC
Messenger RNA from Anarrhichthys ocellatus (wolf-eel), 1731 nucleotides. RefSeq names its product B-cell receptor CD22-like. The transcript has 11 exons. The coding region runs from base 18 to 1550 and encodes 510 amino acids. Gene Ontology annotation, cellular component: membrane. NCBI's taxonomy places the organism in Eukaryota, Metazoa, Chordata, Actinopteri, Perciformes, Anarhichadidae. The record is from RefSeq and is a predicted model, not a curated record. Gene Ontology annotation, biological process: cell-cell adhesion.